AUGAAUAUUUUUAUGAGGCGCCUUGCACCAGAGAUGGGCCAGGACCAAACCAAGCAGCAGAUAGAGAAGGGCCUGAGGUUGUAUCAGUCCAAUCAGACGGACAAAGCCCUGCAUGUCUGGACAAAAGUGCUGGAGAAGACCUCAGAUCCCGGGGGGAAGUUUCGGGUGUUAGGGUGCCUGAUAACGGCUCACUCAGAAAUGGGAAAAUAUAAAGAUAUGCUCAAGUAUGCUCUAGAUCAAAUAGACACAGCCAGAGAAAUGGAGGACCCAGACUACCUGACCGAAGGCUACCUGAACUUGGCGCGCAGCAAUGAGAAGCUGUGCGACUUCCAGAAAACGGUGUCCUACUGUAAGACCUGCUUAAACAUGCAGGGCACCACGGUCAGCCUGCAGCUCAACGGCCAGGUAUGUCUCAGCAUGGGCAACGCUUUCCUGGGCCUCAGUGUCUUCCAGAAAGCUUUGGAGAGCUACGAGAAGGCCCUGCGCUACGCACACAACAACGAUGACAAGAUGCUGGAGUGCAGAGUCUGCUGCAGUCUGGGAAACAUCUAUGUCCACCUUAAGGACUAUGAGAAAGCCCUGUUCUUCCCGUGUAAAGCAGCUGAGCUUGUCAAUGACUACGGCAAGGGUUGGAGCCUCAAGUAUCGAGCCAUGAGCCAGUACCACAUGUCUGUCGCCUACAGGAAACUAGAUCGCCUGCCGGACGCCAUGGAGUGCUGCGAGGAAUCGAUGAAGAUUGCUCUGCAGCACGGUGACCGUCCUCUGCAGGCUCUGUGCUUACUGAACUUUGCAGACAUACACCGCUGCAGGCGUGACGUUGAUAAAGCAUUCCCUCGCUACGAGUCUGCACUGGGUAUCAUGACUGAGAUUGGAAACCGUCUCGGACAAUCAUACGUCUAUCUGGGAGUUGCAAAGUGUUGGCUUCUGCAGAAAGAAUUUGACAAGGCUCUUGAUUCUUUGCAGCGAGCACAGGAAUUGGCAGAUGGAAUGGGAAACAAGCUGUGUACGCUGAAGGUGCACUGCCUGAGUGAAGGGAUUCAUCGAACCCGGGGGCAGCAGGAGGAGCUCAGAGAGCAGGUGGUGAAGUUCCUGCAGUGUGUCGAGGAGCUGGAGCUCUACUGCGGCAUGUGUGGAGAGUCCAUCGGGGACAGGGACCAAAAACUGCAGGCCUUACCCUGUUCCCACAUUUUCCAUCUAAAGUGUCUGCAGACAAACGGCACGAAAGGUUGUCCUAAAUGCUUCAAGUCCUCAAUGAAGCCUGGAUUUGUGUGAUUGUGAGACUGUGUUUGAGCGUUGGAUCUGCAGACA
Messenger RNA from Anoplopoma fimbria (sablefish), 1308 nucleotides. It is a transcript of the gene rapsn, whose product is annotated as receptor-associated protein of the synapse, 43kD. Gene Ontology annotation, cellular component: synapse. The record is from RefSeq and is a predicted model, not a curated record. Bases 1 to 1272 code for a protein of 423 amino acids. Gene Ontology annotation, biological process: chemical synaptic transmission. NCBI's taxonomy places the organism in Eukaryota, Metazoa, Chordata, Actinopteri, Perciformes, Anoplopomatidae. Gene Ontology annotation, molecular function: acetylcholine receptor binding; protein-membrane adaptor activity. The transcript is spliced from 8 exons.